AUUUAAACAUCAUAAUGUCUGACGAGGAGAUUUUAAAAAUCGUAACUGUUGGUGAUGGUGCUGUUGGUAAAACAUGUUUACUUUAUGCCUACGCAAAGAAUGAAUUCCCACAAGAAUAUGUACCAACCGUAUUUGAUAAUUAUAACACCAUGGUUGAAAUUAAUGACAAGGAAGUGAGCAUAGGACUUUGGGAUACUGCUGGACAAGAAGACUAUGACAAGUUGCGUCCUCUCUCCUAUCCUGGAACAAAUUGUUUUAUUGUUUGUUAUGCUGUUACCAACCAAGCCUCUUAUGAAAACGUAGAAGCUAAGUGGUAUCCUGAAUUACAAAAGAAUUGCCCUGACGCACCUAUUAUUUUGUGGGAACUAAAAUGA
Molecule: messenger RNA, 374 nt
Organism: Naegleria gruberi
Lineage: Eukaryota; Heterolobosea; Eutetramitea; Acrasida; Naegleriidae
Product: rho family small GTPase
Exons: 4
Coding region: 15-374 (119 amino acids)
Biological process (GO): small GTPase-mediated signal transduction
Molecular function (GO): GTPase activity; GTP binding
Source: RefSeq, a predicted model, not a curated record